CGAAAUCAGCCAAUACCAGGUACGAGAGCUUCUAUCGCGUAACAAAACGCGCCACACUCUCUUACACUGCCCCCCAAAAAUGCUGAUUUUGAAAACCGAGUAGACAAAAUCACCGGUUCCAAAGUUGUCAAGUCUAAAACAACUGGAGUUAGAAGAUUGGAUCGACUCGCCGGCGCCGGCUUUAGAUCAAGAUGGUAAUAGCUUAAUCUCAGAGCUACGGUUAAUUCUUGGUCCAUCCUCGCGGAGUCGGUUUAUUGCAAAGAGUCUUCCGCUUUCAUGGAGACCUGAGUCAGCGCCAAACGCUUCUCCGUCGUCACCACCGUCAUCAUUAGCGGCAGCAUCAGAACGCACUGCCUUUGGAUUUCCAACGAGGUUCGAGGAUGUUCCACUUGAAAAGUCGGUACCUUUUUCCAGGGCUACGUUGGAGUUGAUCAUGGACGCGUUCCAUCUUCCGUCUUCCGCGCCGUGGCUCUUCGUGACGGACUCAACUCAUUUGCAGAAGUACACUCUAGACUCCAACGGUUCAAAGAAAUCUUGGAUUGGGAUCACCAUGAGAAGGUCUACUCGAGGGAUCAUUGCCAUGAAUAUCAAACUAGCACUAUCCCACGGCCUGGAAACAGGCCGGACCUGCGGUAUUCUGCUCGGCUGUUCGGACGCGCAGACGGACUUCAUUGUCAUGCAGCUGGAGUCGUGCGCGUCCUUUGCCUGGCAUCCCCUGCUUUUGCCCUGUUUGUUCACGGAAUACCAUCACAAUCUUCUCAGCGGUGAGGCAGCGAAGCUUUGGGGGCAGCUCCUGCGCGUGGAGACGGUGAGCGGCCAGACGGGCGCUCCGGCGAAGGACUUGUCCAUGUACGACGAUUCUGAGUUCGCGGAUACGACAAAUAGCAUCUUGGGUGUUGUCCAACUGGCCACGGCAUGGGAAAGUAACACGCAUGCGCUGCUUUUGGGAGUGGAUGUGAUCAAGGACGGCCUCGCCGGAAUCAAGAAAGCAGCGCCGGAUGAUAGGAGUGGUGCCGUCAAAAGAGUAACAGAGAUGCUUUCGGAACACUUGGAGCUGACCGCACACAAGUCAAAAGUGGUGCUGUCAGAUCUACAAUACAUCACCGCUAGAGCACAGGCGCAAACGAAUGCGGUAUACAACCUUCUGGCCAGGCAGGGUAAUUUAGUCGGCCAGCGGAUUGCAGCCCAGUCUCUUGAUACCUCGGAAGCUUCACGCCAGGUAGCCGUCGCUACAAAGAGAGACAGCUCGGCAAUGAAAGCAAUCGCCAUUCUCACAAUGACGUUUUUGCCAGGAACAUAUAUUUCGACAUUCUUUGCGGCUCCUUUUCUCGAUUUCUCAACUCCGUCUAGACUACCGCUACCGAGACCCACUUUCUGGCUUUACUGGGCGGUGACGGCGCCAUCCACUGUCUUCAUUGUGUCCGUAUAUCUGUUGUACGCGGCGCUCAUAAAACGGAGGCACAAGCAAGAAGAUAAAAAGACUCAGGAGGCUGUUCGUGCUGCUAAUGGAAAAGCCACAGAGCGUACGGCCUAGGGAAACCACGCGACAGGAUCGAAUCAUGGAAAAGGCAUUCUGUUGAUAGCACAAAGACAGCUAAUUCCACAGCUAGGUCAUUUAUGAGAUAUAUAUGAUACUCGAG
This is a messenger RNA of Lindgomyces ingoldianus, 1640 nucleotides long. RefSeq lists its product as uncharacterized. NCBI's taxonomy places the organism in Eukaryota, Fungi, Ascomycota, Dothideomycetes, Pleosporales, Lindgomycetaceae. The record is from RefSeq and is a predicted model, not a curated record. The transcript is spliced from 5 exons. The coding region runs from base 434 to 1534 and encodes 366 amino acids.